ACAAUCUAACACUAAACUCACAAAUCAAGUUUUUUAGAUCUUAAAUGGUCUCUUCUCUUCUUCAUCAUCGUCGCAGUAGUAAACAUAUAACGCCCUUAUAGCUAUCCAUCAAGUAUUUCUUCAAGAAAAAUCAUGAGAGCUGGUGGUUUCACUAUCCAACAAGCUUUAAGUUCAGAUGCAGCAAGCAUUAUAAAACAGGCGGUUACCCUCGCACGCCGCCGUGGUCAUGCUCAGGUGACCCCUCUCCAUGUGGCUAACACCAUGCUCUCCUCCGCCACUGGCCUCCUUCGUACGGCCUGCCUCCAAUCCCACUCCCACCCUCUCCAGUGUAAGGCUCUAGAGCUUUGCUUUAACGUCGCCCUAAACCGUCUACCCACAUCCUCGUCCACCCCUAUGCUAGGCCCGACUCACUCAUCCCAGCACCACCACCAGCACCCCUCGAUUUCUAAUGCUCUCGUGGCAGCGUUCAAGCGGGCACAGGCACACCAGAGGCGUGGAUCCAUUGAGAAUCAGCAGCAGCCCUUGCUUGCUGUAAAGAUUGAGCUUGAACAGCUUAUAAUAUCGAUUUUAGAUGACCCAAGCGUUAGCAGGGUGAUGAGAGAGGCUGGGUUUUCGAGUACACAAGUGAAAACUAAUGUAGAACAAGUUGUCUCUUUAGAGUUAUCCUCUCAAACACCUCCUUCUACUGCUUCAAGUAAUACCAUCAAGUCUAAGGACUGUACAAAACAAAAUACUGGUGUCAAUCCACAUCGUAAUCAAAUUACGGUGAGGAAUGAGGAUGUGAUGUGCGUGAUAGAGAGUCUUUUAAACAAGAAGCGCCCACGAAGCCUUGUAGUUGUUGGCGAGUGUGUUGCUACCAUAGAAGGGGUAGUAGGAAGAGUGAUGGAGAAGGUUGACAAAGGAGAAGUUCCUGAGGCUCUAAGAGAUGUUAAGUUUAUAAGUCUUCCUCUCUUCUCUUUUGGUCAACUUUCUAGAGGAGAGGUUGAACUAAAGCUUGGAGAGCUAAGGAGCCUAGUGAAAGGGCAUGUGAGAAGAGGGGUUGUACUUUACUUGGGAGAUCUUAAGUGGAUUACUGAGUACAGGGUUAGUUCAUGGGGUCAAGGAAGGGGAUACUAUUGUCCGGUUGAACACUUAAUUAUGGAGUUGGGAAGAUUAGUUUGUGGUAUCAAUGAAGAGAUUUGCGGAAAGCUUUGGUUAAUGGGGAUUUCAUCAUUUCAAACAUACAUGCGGUGUAGAAACGGAAACCCUUCUCUCGAAAUCAUUUGGAAGCUACAUCCUCUUACAAUUCCUGCUGGGAGCUUAAGCUUGAGUCUUGUUCCACAGAGUGAUAUCCAAAGUGAGUGUGGAAGCAAGAACGCCAACAAUGGGGGUAGUCGGCUGAUGCUUGAAAGCGGAGACGAGAAGCAACUCACAUGUUGCGAGGAUUGCUCGUUGAAUUUUGAGAGUGAAGCUAAAAGCUCAAGGUCCUCAAGCCUCCCUUCAUGGCUUGCAGAUGAGAAAAUAGUAGUCAAUAAUCAUGACCAGGAAUGUGUUUCGGUAAAAGAGUUGUGUAAGAAAUGGAACUCAAUCUGCACUUCAGAUCAUAGGAACAUGAAACCCUUGUUUCAGAGAAGCUUAAGCUUCUCUUCUGUUUCACCUUCCUCACCAGCUUCUUGCUUUUCCUACAAUCAAGAAAACCCUAAUUCCAACCGAAACUCAAGCGACCGUCAACUUUGGGAUUUUAGCGCCCUAGAGAAAAACUCGGAACCGUUUCUUGUUCAUCAUGAUGAGGGAGAGCCCCAACAAAGAUUUUCAUCAAACCCUAACUCCACUCCAAAUUCAGUUUCUUCGAGUGAUCUUAUGGAGGUGGAAUAUGUGCAAAAGUUCAAGGAAUUUAACGGAGAGAAUCUGAAAAUCCUAUGCAAUGCUUUAGAAGAGAAGGCUCCAUGGCAGAAAGAUAUUGUUCCUGAUAUUGCGGGUACGAUACUAAAAUGCAGAUCAGGAAUGCUAAGAAGAAAAGACAAGUUAAACAACAAUGAACCCAAAGAAGAGACUUGGUUUUUCUUCCAAGGCAUUGAUUCACAAUCAAAAGAGAUAAUUGCUAAGGAGUUAGCUAAAGUUGUUUUUGGGUCACAUUCGGAUUUUAUUGCAAUUGCUGUAAGCAAUUUCUCAUCAUCCCCAAGGGUGGAUACCGAUGAACCGCGGAACAAGAGGUCGAGAGAUGAACAAAGUUGUAGUUAUCUGGGAAGGUUCGCUGAAGCAGUGUCCACAAAUCCUCAUAGGGUUUUCUUGAUUGAGGAUGUUGAGCAAGCAGAUUAUUGCUCCCAAAUGGGCAUCAAAAGAGCUAUCCAAAGAGGAAAACUUACACACCCGAAUGGUGAAGAAGUUAGCUUUGGUGAUGCAAUAAUAGUGUUGAGUUGUGAGAGCUUCAGCUCUAGGUCGAGAACAUGUUCUCCACGAGUGAAGCAGAAAGUACAAGAAGAAGAAGAAGGAAGUCCUUGUGUAUCUUUGGAUUUGAAUAUUUCAUUUGAUGAAGAUCAUGACGAGCAAUCCAUGUCCAUGGAUGAUAUACGGUUACUUGAAUCUGUAGACAGAUGUAUCAAUUUCAACAUUCAAGAUUUGUCACUGUAAAUCUUGAAUCUUGAACUUAAUAUCCAGCUUCCCAAUUGUC
This is a messenger RNA of Cynara cardunculus var. scolymus (artichoke), 2650 nucleotides long. RefSeq names its product protein SMAX1-LIKE 3. Bases 133 to 2610 code for a protein of 825 amino acids. The transcript has 3 exons. The record is from RefSeq and is a predicted model, not a curated record. NCBI's taxonomy places the organism in Eukaryota, Viridiplantae, Streptophyta, Magnoliopsida, Asterales, Asteraceae.